This is a messenger RNA of Trichoderma harzianum CBS 226.95, 771 nucleotides long. RefSeq lists its product as hypothetical. The record is from RefSeq and is a predicted model, not a curated record. The transcript has a single exon. Bases 1 to 771 code for a protein of 256 amino acids. NCBI's taxonomy places the organism in Eukaryota, Fungi, Ascomycota, Sordariomycetes, Hypocreales, Hypocreaceae.
AUGACCCCCACUGGUGUAAUGUUUGUCUUUGGAAAGGUCGGAAUGAGAUUCAUGGAGCACGAUCUCAAGACAGUACGCUGGAUAGAAUGUCUCUGCGGCCCCAAAUUCUUCAAGUAUAUCACCAUCGUCACGUCGAUGUGGGACAGGCUCGUGGAAGAGGAUUUCGAAGAAGAGUGUCGGAAAAUCCCCGAACUAGUUGAUGUGCCAGACAUUACUCGGAUUCUGAACCCACCUGGCCGAUAUGAGGGGGGCGUCAUGUACCAUCACGGCCUACCUAAGGGAAAGAUCGAAGACGUUCAAUACUCGUCCGUGAUGAGUAAGAAGCGACACAGAAAACAGAGGAGUGAUGUAUUGAAAGAUCUGAUUCGUGGCAGAUACGCUAAUUGCAAGCCUAUCAAACUUCAGGUUAUGAGAGAUGAUAUCAAUGUUGUUUCAUGGACAGAUACAGAAGCUGGAAAAGUCCUCGUGGCGCAUCAGUCCGAAAUCGAGAUCAAAAUAUUUAAUGAUCGUGCUAUUGUGUACAAAAAAAACUCCGCCUUGGUUUGGAUGCCAAAAAAAGAGAGAGCAAAGGAGACGUACGAGACAGAGGAGCCACAGCAAAAUAAUGAGGGAAGUUGGCUGAGAAUAGUUUAUCGCUGGUAUGAGGUGAUGAAGAGUGUUUCGUCGUACUUUGACGAGGCUCAAAAAUUGAGAAAUGAGGGCAUCCAACGGCCGCCAGCUUGGAGUCUUUGGGGCUCUCUGAAAAACUGGUUCCGGCGUUGGUUCUCCUAG